AAUUGCGAUUUUCUCUGCACUCUCCCUGUCGCCGCUAUGGCAGCAUCAGUUGCGGCUUUUUUUUAUGUGGUUUUCUUCAAAUUGCUGAACUCAAGACCUAUACCGAGAGGUUUUUAGUAAGGGUUGCGGAGCAAGGGUUGUUAUGGGAGUGAUAAAAGACGGCAAGGUCUCCGGCAGGUUACCGGCCGACGACUCCUUCGCAGUGCACCAUCCCGGCUACCCUUCUACGACGUCUCGGGCCAUCGAGACCCUCGGAGGAGUUGAAGGGAUUGUCAAGGCUCGUUGCUCACAGUCAAACAGGCUAGAGCUUCGUUUCCGUCCUGAAGAUCCAUAUUCUCAUCCUGCAUUUGGGGAGCUUCGUCUUUGUAACAAUUUGCUAUUGAAAAUAUCUAAAAAGAAGUCAUGUGAUGACCUGAGUGCUAAAGUUUCAGAUAGAUUACCAGAGGCAAGUAAUUCAGAAAAUAGAGAACAGGCAUCUCAACCUGAAAUUCAAUCGGUUACCUCUGCUAAAGAAAAUGAAGCACAGAUAUCUGAACCAGAUAAAGCAAACCUUUGUGCUGAUAUUGUUGCUCGAGUCUCAGAAGCUUAUCAUUUUGAUGGCAUGGUUGACUAUCAGCAUGUUCUUUCUGUUCAUGCGGAUGCUGCGAGGAGAAGAAAGAGAAAUUGGGCAGAAACAGAGGAGCCAUUCUUUAAAAAGGAUGGUUUUAUGGAUAUGGAUGAAGAGGAUGUUAUGAUGCUACUGCCGCCACUUUUUUCACUCAAGGAUGUUCCAGAGAAUAUAGUGCUAAGACCAUCAUCCACUCUAAGUUCAAAAAAGAAACAAGAGCAAGUUAUGCAACAUUGCUCUGAGAUGCAAAUAGAGAGAGCCCUUGCAAUUGAUUUCAACAUUAAAGAUAUCCUGCUUGUAUUUAACUCGUCCACACAGAUACCUAAGAGAAUCAAUUGGGAGGAGCUUAUAGCCGAAGGCUCAGAGCUCUGGGAGUCACAGAUGGCUGUUUCUAAGCUUUUUGAUGAGCGACCAAUAUGGCCCAAGGAAUCAGUAGCUGAACACUUGCAUGAUAAAGGUCUCAAAUUUAGCAAUCUGAUGCUUAAAAGGCUUCUACUUGGUGUUGCUUACUACUUCUCAAAAGGACCAUUUCUCAGGUUCUGGAUCAGGAGAGGAUAUGAUCCUCGCAAAGAUCCCAAUUCUCGCAUAUAUCAAAAAACGGACUUUCGCAUACCUGACGAAUUAAGGAGUUAUUGUGAUACUAACACAGAUAAAGAAUUGAAGCCUAGGUGGGGGGAUUUGUGUUCAUUUCAAGUAUUUCCUUUCAAGUGCCAGACAUUUUUUCAGCUGUUUGAACUGACUGAUGAUUAUAUCCAAGAAGAGAUAAGAAAGCCUACAAAGCAACCAACAUGCAAUUCUAAAACAGGAUGGUUCUCAGAGAAUGUGCUUGAUUGCUUGAGACUCCGGGUAGCAGUUAGGUUCCUAUCACUAUUUCCCAAACCAGGUGCAGAAAAAAUAUUGAAGAAUUAUUCCAAUGAUUUUGAAAAGUCAAAGAGAACGUGCAUUUACAAGGAUGCAGUGAACCCUGACCAAAAUGAGCAUCAGGAAAAUAGUAAAGAAUUUACAGGUAAUGAAGAUAAAGAUAUGAGAAAAAGUAUUGAUGAUGAGGAAGAGGAAAUUGAGGCUGAGGAGGAGGAGGAGGAAUUGGAUGCAUAUGGAACCCUUAAUUUGGCUGGUGAGGAUAAUGAAGGACCUCUGCAACGUGAUUCAUAUCUGGAUAUUGAAAUCAACUCGAGAACAUACUUGCAAGAGCUCUUUGGUAGCUUUCCAUCUUCUGCUGCUGCUAUUAAUAAAAUACAAGAUGCAGAAACCAGCGAUGGAGAAUACCAGAUAUAUGAGCAAUAUAGUGAUGGCAACUUCUCUGAUGAUGAUGACAGCUGACCAAUGCUUCAACCUCAGAAGUUUACAGAGGGUUUGUGAUGCUGCAUUGUAGGUAGUCUUGCAGAAAGAAGCUAUAAACACCGAGCAGCAGAUGAUCCACACAUCCUGACUUUGUACAUUUCCGGCUCUUCACCACCAUUUCAUUACUUCUGUGAUACAACUGAGCCAAGAGUACUAUAUUAUUACUAGUUUUUCUUCAGCGCAUGAAAGACUAAUUUGCCUCUAAAAAGGGAAAAAAAUGAUAAUUUAUUAUAAAGAUCGUCUGUACAUUGAUGGUGCAUUCCUAUUUUUUACCCCUAACAACAUUCGAACUUGUAAUUAUAUUUGAGUAAUCAGUCUUUGAAAAUCUUCAGCCUUGUGCUUCAGCCUGGUGCUCUUGCCUGAU
Rubroshorea leprosula is the source of this 2312-nucleotide messenger RNA. The record is from the annotation of a GenBank genome assembly. NCBI's taxonomy places the organism in Eukaryota, Viridiplantae, Streptophyta, Magnoliopsida, Malvales, Dipterocarpaceae.